AUGUCACCGCCCUCUCCUUGUCUCGGAACAAUCGCCUCCUUGCAAGUGCAUCUUAUGACAAAACAGCGUGUCUAUGGAAUCUUGACACCAACCUCCCAGUUGGACCACCCCUCCAGCAUGAAAACGUUUUGUGUUACUUCCGAGGACACAACCGUGUACACUUGGGACGUUCACGCCAUCCUCAAAGAAGCUGGCCUUGAGGACCUACUUUCCAUUGGUUCCAAUAUUGUCACGGCACCAGAGGAGAGACGGGAACAGGAACAGACGGCACCUCAAGAUGACGAUUCAGUAAUACAGCAUACACCUCGCUCUUCGCUCAGUGACAGGUCAUUUUUGGAAAUUGAUGCUACGCGGUGUCCUGGCCAAUUUGAUGAUAUAGGUGAACUUCCGCCAAUGUUUUUUCACGGCAUGGAAGCCCCUCAGUCCUCCCCAAUGGAUGGUGCACACCCACAUUCCUCUGCAAAUGCAUUCCUCGCUCGCCUUUUCUCACUCCUCCGCCGCUUUCGACCCGUCAAUGAUGAAACGAGUGAACUUCCGCAACCUUCACGACCUUUGGCGGUCCAUCUACGCGCACUCCUCGCUCGCCUGUCCUUACUCAUUCACCACUUUUCACCUGAAAAUGAUGCGCCAAAUGACCUUCAGCGACCCUCCACGUCUUCUCGGUUAGAUCCACAUGUGCUUUUGGCUCGCCUUUCCUCACUUUUCCCUCGAUCUCGACUCAAUACUGAUGAAGAAGCCGAACAUCGUCCAACAAUGCCUUCGAGUUCAUCUCCAGAUGGAAGGCUCAUCAGCUGGCUGUCCUCACUCUUCCACUCUCAACCUCACCAACGAAGCCGAACAUCAUCCCACAGUGACUCCAAGUUCACCUCCAGAUGGAAGGCUUGUCAACCGGCUUUUCUCACUCUUCCGCUCUUGACCCCACACCAACGAAGAAGCCGAACAUCGUCCCACAAUGACUUCGAGUUUACGUUCAGAUGCGAGGCUCGUCAGCCGGCUGUCUUCACUCUUCCGCUCUCAACCCCACACCAAUGA
Molecule: messenger RNA, 1032 nt
Organism: Suillus fuscotomentosus
Lineage: Eukaryota; Fungi; Basidiomycota; Agaricomycetes; Boletales; Suillaceae
Exons: 4
Coding region: 1-1032 (343 amino acids)
Source: RefSeq, a predicted model, not a curated record